Diuraphis noxia (Russian wheat aphid) is the source of this 1754-nucleotide messenger RNA. RefSeq names its product smallish (gene smash). Gene Ontology annotation, biological process: regulation of focal adhesion assembly; positive regulation of stress fiber assembly. The record is from RefSeq and is a predicted model, not a curated record. Gene Ontology annotation, cellular component: stress fiber. Lineage: Eukaryota; Metazoa; Arthropoda; Insecta; Hemiptera; Aphididae. Gene Ontology annotation, molecular function: myosin II head/neck binding.
GAACAGAUCCAUCUAAAGUCGUGGAGCCGCAAGGGGAGCAGCAAGUGACGUACAGCAGCGAGGAAGAAAUAUUGGAACACCGCGGUCUGGCCGUUGACUCGGAAGCGGAGAUUGAAACGUCGACAGCGGUGGAGGAGGAGGAAGAGGAGAUGCUGGUCGAAGAAGAAAAGCCAAUAGUAGCGCUGGAAAAAGAACGCGUUUGCUUGGUAGAGGACGAGUAUCACCAUCAUCUGCAGMACAUUCACCACCAUCAGCAGCUCUCGUCCCUUUCCGAUCUAGUCAGCCGGCACUCGAUCGACAGCUUGGACCAGGAAUGUGGUCAGACGGCUGAAGACCCGGACGAUGGUAACUAUCCGGGUUCUUGUCUGAGCGCGGAAGACAGCGGCGUGCACACCGAGGAUAUGUCGAGCUGCGUUAGCCAAGCYGACGACGAGGAACGGUCCAACUUGCAGCCGAGUCCCGUGCUGCAGCAACAGACGCCGAACGUCGUCCAACAGCACGUCGACGACACGUACAACAUGGUACUCGAAUUGACGCCCAUCAACGCAUUGGAACCACCCAAAGAGAAACCGCCUCCGCCACCCGUAGACGCGUAUCCAGACGACGAUGGCCAGGUGCAAUUGCCGCUAGAACCCGCCGUAGACAGCUUGGAGUCAGCCAAACGCAUUAAGAAAGAAAUGUGGAUGAAACGUUCCAGUUUCCUUGGCCUGGAAGAAUACACGAACGGCAACGCCAGCUACGAGCACGAUUUGGAAAACUUGAAGUCGAAACCGCCCGAUUUAACGUCGUUUUUGGAGGAGGAACGUCGACUGGAAAAAUUGUUGUACAACCAGAACAAACCCGAAAGGCAACCACACGACACAACCAGGAUUUACGAGAACGUUAACAGCAUUCCGUCGCAGAACGUKUACGUAGACGACGGUGGCGACAGCGAGAGCAGUCAGUAUAUGAGGGACAUAUUGCAAGUGGAAGAGCAGAGUCGAUGUAAUCAGUUGAAGAACAAAGCUGCUCAAAACAACAUAGGCGAAAAAUUAGUGAAAAAGUUAAAAGAACUCGAAGAGGAUCUAAACAAUCAAGAGUGCGCUCGGGUCGGAUCGGCACACUGGUUGCCGCCGCCCACUCGUCACUCUAUGCAAGACAUCUCGUCAACUGCGUCCGUCACGAAUGCCAGACCGCAGCCACCUGCAGCACUAGACCACACUCAGUCCAUGCCAAACUUGGAGAACGACAUGAGAACACCUAUAUUUACGAUGGAUUCUGUCGAAUGUGACUUUUAUAGACACRAUCACAUCACUAGUGACGCUGCUCCACAAGAAUCCAUGUUGAGCGUUAGUGGCAAGAAGAAGUGUUCGCACUGCGCUAUGGAACUUGGUCGCGGUGCCGCCAUGAUCAUUGAGAGCCUGCAGUUGUUUUAUCAUAUUGAAUGCUUCAAGUGUUGCGUUUGUUGCGUGCAGUUGGGCGACGGUUUAAUGGGAACUGACGUGCGGGUCAGGAACAAAAAGUUGCAUUGUCACAAUUGUUUUUCGAGUGAUGAUGGUACGUCUUGUUUGUUAAAUGUUAAUCACACCUACUUUUAAUUAUCCAGUAAUCAAGUGGUCGCCGUGAUUAUAAUAUUUUGCCAUUGAUGUGUUUGCAGGAGUAAAAUUCAGUUGCGUAUAGGAAAUACGUUAAGUGAAAUAGUAUUAAAACAUAUAAAAUACGAAUUCAAGUGUUAAAUCUUUAAAAAUAUUUUAUUUAUGUAUAAUAUAUUUUUU